UUCUAGAUUGAAUUGAGCCUGAAUUCUCCCUAGAAGUUAAAAUAUGAAACCACCAUGUUUCGGUCACAUGAGGAGACAAAACUCGCUGGAAAAGAGGAAAGCAACAGGAAAAGAGAGAGACCUAAAAUGAGAUGGCUUGACUCAAUGAAAGAAGUCACGGAUUUCAAUUUAAAAGAUCUGAGCCAGGCUGUUAAUGAAAGGACGUGUUGGAGGUCUUUCAUCAUAGGGGCGCCAUGAGUCGGGAGCGCCUUGACGGUACAUAGCCCUGAUGUGUGGAUUUGUUUUUGUUUUCUAAGGGAGAGACUGCCAACAUGGCUAUCCGCAUUUUUUAAAAACAGUCUAGUCUCUGCUGUAGGAUUUUUUUAAUAAAAAAAGAUCUGUUCACGUGCCUUUGCAUAAGCCAAAGUGGAUUUCCGCUGUUUGGUUUUUUGCAAAAGUCUUUCUAACAGCGCCGAGAGCUGGAAGCGCUAGGACCGGGCGUGCUCCGGGAGACCGCUGGCAUUGGACGGGAGGGAAGCUCGGAGCCUCUUAUAGCAGAGACGGCUACUGCCGCCGCUGCCAUUUCCACUCACGCACUCCCCGCUUACAGGAGGGGGGGGGCGGCGGCGAGAGCGGGCGGGCGGGAGGCCACAGAGCAUGACUGAACAGAGGCGCUCGGCUGCCAACACUCACACACUGCCUGCUGCUUCUGCCGCCGCCGUUGCUGUUUCUGCCUUGGACAAGUGAGGAGAGCAGGCUGAGGAGGGAAGGAAAGGAGGACGGCCGCACUCGUCUUCGGAGAGAGAGAGGAAAGCAAGCCAGAGACGACCCCCUCCUCUUCUCCCGGAGGCUCUCAUGGUGCAAAACAGAAGGCUGAGGAAAGUCUGAGAGGGGGAGAAGGUUCCUAACUUUCCGUGCCUGGAAGGGGACCGGGAAGCGCGGCGAGGCGUUCAUCUUUUCAGCCCCCGCAGGGGCUUCAGCGCUGAGCUGCUGCUGGAUUCCUUCUGGAGGUAACUUUGGAGAGACUUGUGGCCGCCGCCGCUGGUGGAGGUGCCCGGAGGUGAGCGGGGCGCCUGGAAAGAGGCGAAGGCAGGAAGGAAACUGCGAGGAGGAGAAGUUUGCGAGGAGGCGAACUAUCGGGGGAUUGCGUUUGCUGGCUUGCCCUGUUGGCGAGGAGCGGAGAAGAUGGGCUGGAAAGGCGGCCGCUGCUGCUGCUGGGGACUCCGGAAUGGAGGGGACCUGCUGUGCCUGCUCACCCUCUGGCUGGGCUUCUUGCUGCCCGCCUGCCGGACCCGCGUGUACACCAACCACUGGGCGGUGAGGAUAAGCGGCGGGCUCCCAGAAGCCAACAGGAUAGCUAGCAAGUACGGCUACAUCAAUAUAGGACAGAUUGGAGCACUGAAGGAUUACUACCACUUCUACCAUAGUAAAACAAUUAAAAGGUCAGUUCUCUCAAGUAGAGGUACUCACAGCUUCAUUUCAAUGGAACCAAAGGUGGAGUGGAUAGAACAGCAAGUUGUAAAAAGAAGGAUAAAAAGAGAUUACAAAAUUGGUGGCUCCCAAUCCAUGUAUUUUAAUGAUCCCAAAUGGCCAAGUAUGUGGUACAUGCACUGCAGUGAUAAUACAAACCUCUGUCAGUCAGAUAUGAAUAUUGUAGGUGCCUGGAGGAGAGGCUACACUGGAAAGAGGAUUGUGAUCACUAUCUUGGAUGAUGGCAUUGAGAGAAACCAUCCAGAUUUGAUGCAGAAUUAUGACCCAGAGGCCAGUUUUGAUGUCAAUGGUAACGAUAUUGACCCCAUGCCUCGGUAUGAUGCCAGCAAUGAAAACAAACAUGGAACCCGUUGUGCUGGAGAAGUGGCAGCUACUGCAAAUAAUUCACAUUGUGUAGUUGGAAUUGCAUUCAGUGCCAGGAUUGGAGGGGUACGGAUGCUAGAUGGUGAUGUUACAGACAUGGUGGAAGCAAAAUCUCUGAGCCUCAAUCCGCAACACAUACACAUCUACAGUGCGAGCUGGGGGCCUGACGAUGAUGGAAAAACAGUUGAUGGACCUGCUUCUUUAACUCGCCAAGCUUUUGAGAAUGGUGUUAGAAUGGGUCGAGGCAACUUGGGUUCCAUUUAUGUUUGGGCUUCUGGAAAUGGUGGAAGGAGUAAGGAUCAUUGUUCCUGUGAUGGCUACACCAAUAGCAUCUACACUAUCUCCAUCAGCAGCACAGCUGAAAGUGGGAGAAAACCUUGGUAUCUAGAAGAAUGUGCAUCUACACUAGCCACAACGUACAGCAGUGGAGAAUCCUAUGACAGGAAAAUAAUCACUACAGACCUAAGACAGCGUUGCACAGACAGCCACACAGGAACAUCAGCCUCUGCUCCUAUGGCUGCAGGAAUCAUUGCACUAGCACUGGAAGCAAAUCGAUUACUGACGUGGAGAGAUGUGCAGCAUAUCAUUGUAAGGACUUCACGGGCAGGACAUCUGAUUGCUAAUGACUGGAAAACCAAUGCUGCUGGUUACAAGGUUAGCCACCUAUAUGGAUUUGGAUUAAUGGAUGCUGAAGCUAUGGUUGUGGAAGCAGAAAAAUGGACAACUGUCCCUCCCCAGCAUGUGUGUGUUGAGAACACAGAUCGACAAAUAAAAACAAUACGACCAGAUAGCAUUCGUAAUGGCCCAGAUAAUGGUGUUCGUUCAAUAUAUAAAGCCACAGGCUGUGCAGAUAAUCCCAAUCACCAUGUGAUCUACCUGGAACAUGUUGUUGUGCGUGUCACUAUAAUGCACCCACGACGGGGUGACCUGGCAAUUUAUUUGACAUCUCCCUCUGGAACAAGGUCUCAGCUUUUGGCUAACAGGUUAUUUGACCAUUCCAUGGAAGGGUUCAAAAACUGGGAGUUCAUGACUACUCAUUGCUGGGGUGAAAAAGCAGCUGGAGACUGGAUCUUGGAAAUUUAUGACACCCCAUCACAGCUGAGGAAUGUCAAGACUCCAGGUAAAUUGAAAGAAUGGUCUUUAGUGCUUUAUGGGACAUCCACGCAGCCUUACUCCCAAAGAAAUGAUUUUCCAAAAGCCGAACGGGUACGCUCAAGUCCUAUAGAAGACCCUACAGAAGAUUAUGGGGCGGAUGAUUAUGCAGGUCCAUGCAAUGCAGAGUGCAGUAAAAUAGGCUGUGGUGGGCCUGGACCAGACCAUUGCAAUGACUGUCUACACUACUACUACAAAUCUAAGAACAACACAAGAAUCUGUGUUCCCAAUUGUCCAACUGGCCACUACAGUGCAGAUAAGAAGCGCUGCAAAAAAUGUUCAGCCAACUGUGAAACAUGUUUUGGAAGUCACAAUGACCAGUGUAAUACUUGCAAACCUGGUUACUAUAUCCAUGAAGAAUCCAGAAACUGUGUUAGCAGCUGCCCAGAUGGAUUUUACCUGGAUAAUAAUAAAAUUGUCUGCCGUAAAUGCAGUGAAAACUGUAAGACAUGCACUGAAUUUCAAACCUGCACAGAAUGCAGAAAUGGCCUAAGUUUACAGGGAUCCAGAUGUGUUAUCCACUGUGAAGAAGGAAAAUACUAUAAUGGCAGGGAGUGUGAGCCGUGCCACCAUUCUUGUGCCUCUUGUGCAGGCCCAGGAGCGGAUGCUUGCAUAAAUUGCACAGAAGAGUAUCUUAUGGAGAAUGGAAGAUGUGUACUGGCUUGUAACAUUGGCUACUACUAUGAUCACUCUCUAGAAAAUGGAUACAAAACCUGUAAAAAAUGUGAUGCCAGCUGUUUCGGGUGCAGUGGUCCAGGAGAAAAAAACUGUACAAGUUGUCCAAAUGGCUAUAUCUUAGAUACAGGUCUCUGUGUAGUUGGCCUCGUUUGCAAAGAUGGAGAAUAUAUUGAUCCUAUUGGUCACUGUCAGUUCUGUGAUGCUUCUUGUUCUAAGUGCGCAGGACCAACUUUGAAGGACUGCAUCAGCUGUCUGUCCACAAGAAUUUUGGAUGAUGGACGCUGUGUUCUUCAAUGCCCUAAAGGAAAAUUUGAAUAUAAAAAUCAGUGUCAUUUGUGCCAUCUUACCUGUAAGGAAUGCAAUGGAAGUGAACCUAACAAGUGUACAGCUUGUGGAACAGAUAAAAGCGGCAACAAGCGAUUCCUAUACUUGGGGGAGUGUCGAGUGAGCUGCCCUCUUGGCUACUAUUAUUCAGAGGACAGUGUCUGUGAGCCCUGCUAUAAGCAUUGUGAAGUGUGCCUUGAUCAAACUGAGUGCAAGAGAUGCUUCAAAGGAUAUUACCUAGUUAAUAAUAGCUGCCAGAAGCACACAUGUAGAACAGGUGAAGUGGAGGAUCCUGACUCGGAUGACUGUUUCCCAUGUGCAGAUGGAUGCCAGACUUGCAGCCUUGACGACCCAAGAAUAUGUACAUCAUGCAUUCAUAAUUAUUACAUGUACAAGCAGGAGUGUUAUAGAAGUUGUCCUGAGAACAGCUACAAUGAUGAAAAUUCUUUCCUUUGCAUAGAGUGUGACCCACACUGUGGAAGCUGUGACCAAUAUGAGUGUUACUGGUGUACAAAAGGCUUUUUUCUCCUUGAUGGGAAAUGUGUAAGUGAUUGUGGAGCUGGUUUCUACAGUGAUGAGAGCACAGGAGAAUGUGAACCAUGCCACAGGACCUGUGCAACGUGUGAAGGGUUCAACUACAAUGACUGCACUAGCUGCAAAGGAAGUUUGGAACUACUCCAUGGAAAGUGUGUGAGUCCCAAAAGCAAGCAAGUUGAUGGGAAAUUCUGGAAUGAGAGAGAGAAGCUGCACAUCUCAAAUGGCUUGGGCUCUACAAACUUGAAAGGCCGCUUCUUCCCUUAUGUCCGUUCGCAAUCCUUACAGUCAGCCAAGAACGGUCUCUUGAUUGCACCAUCUGUGUACCAAGCCCAGGCGGAAGGGGCAGCGAGAAAGGUGUUCUCGGUGGCUACUCCACAGUUGUGGAAGCCCUUUCCCCUAGAUGUUCGCCAAACAAAAAGCCUGACCAUUGUCCGGAAGCGAUCAACAGGUACGCAGUCUCAGCCAUGUGAUCCUUCAUGCAAAACCUGUGGAAGAACUGCUGAUGAAUGCACUUCGUGUCAUCUAGGGAAAUUUCUGUUUGCUAAGUCCUGUAUCCAUAUGUGCCCACGUGGAACUUUUGGAAAUAUGAGGACGAGGAAGUGUGAGAGCUGCACAGAUGGUUGUGAAGAAUGCAUUAAAACCGACCAUUGUUGGAAGUGUCGAUCUGAUUUAGACAAGCCACGCUACUUGUACCGAGGCAAAUGCUUCCUGGAAUGUCCUGAGGGCUUUUUUGCUGAAGAUGGGAUCUGCCCAAUGUGCAGUCAGCCCUGCAAGACAUGUAAAGGAAAUGCCACUGCAUGCCAGUCCUGUGAAAGCCCCUUGUUCCUAGAGCAAUGGGAGUGUAAACAUGCCUGCUCAGAGAAACACUUUGCUGCUGAUGGAGUUUGUAAGGAGUGCUCUGAGAUGUGUCAAGAAUGUAUUCAUGAAAACACAUGCAAAGUAUGUGAGCCUCCAUUUUUCCUGCACAAUGGGAGAUGUUUGCAGAAUUGCCCACCUAGGUUCUUUGAUGACACCAUCCACUGUUUCCCAUGUCAUGAACACUGCGAAGAAUGUGAUGGGCCGGAUUCCGAUGACUGCACAGAGUGUCCUGCUGACACUUCUGUUCUAUAUAAUGGUGAAUGUUUCGACGAAUGUCCAGAAGGCACUUAUUAUGAAGAAGAGAGUAAAGCCUGUCAAGAUUGUGAAAAGACAUGCCAGACGUGCUCAGCCUCCACUGUCUGCACUACUUGUAGAGAGGGACUGUUGAUGAGCCAUCCUGGUCAUUGCACGAGGCAAUGCAAGCUCACGGAGUAUUAUGAUGAACGUACGAAGACAUGCAGGCCUUGUCACAGAAAGUGUUUCAGCUGUACAGGCUUCGCUGAAGAUCAGUGUCUCAGCUGUCCAAACAACUGGCAUCUCCUCAAUACAACUUGUGUAGAAGUCUGUCCUGCUGGAUAUUUCAUGGACAGAGAUGAACACUCAUGCUAUCCUUGCCACAAGAACUGUAAGACUUGCAGUGGAAGACACAGCAGACAGUGCCUCUCCUGCCACCCUGGCUGGUACAGACAAGAACAUGGAUGUGCACAGAUCUGUACAAAUGGAUACUACGCAAACAACGUCACUGGCUCUUGUGAGAAAUGCCACAAAAGUUGUAAGGAAUGUGUAGGACCUGAAAGCACAGAUUGUCAGUCCUGUGAUGCAUAUUUAUUCCUGCUGCACUCCAAGAAUGAAUGCCACACCUCCUGCCCUGAACAUUACUUUAUAGACCAAGAUAAAAAUACCUGUGAACGGUGCCAUCCAACCUGCGGUUCUUGCAGUGGAAAGGGAGCACUGAGCUGUACAUCCUGUGUGUGGAGUUAUCGUUUAGCUGGUGGAAUCUGCUCCUCGGAGUGUUUUGCAGGAGAAUACAAAGUCUCAGAGGAGGACCCACUAAGAUGUGAAAAAUGCCAUGGUUCUUGUACAGAGUGCAAGGGACUCGGUCCUCUCAACUGCACUGUGUGUCCUCCUAAUGCUGAACUCUAUCUGGAUGAAAGCCGUUGUAUUCCAUGCUGCAAGAGUUAUGGGCUUGAAGAAACUCAAGAAUGUUGUGAUUGCAGUGAAAUCAGAGGUGAGUGUAUACUACGCACCAGAAUGAAUUUGUCCACUGAAAAAAGAGGGAAAACUGCAGCACUGGUUGUUGCCUUAUCCAUUUUGUUCAUCCUUCUCACUGGAGCUAUUAUUUUCAUCUGGAGAAGGUCACAAGUCAAACCCAAGCCCGUUAACCAAGGGGGAUAUGAGAAGCUGGCAGAUAAUGCAAAGACUCUCACUUCUUUCAAAACUAAUCACUACCAGAGCACCAGUUAUCCAGAAGAUCAGGUGAUUGAAUACAAAGAUCGAGAUGAUUAUGAUGAUAACGAUGACGAUGAUGAUAUUGUAUACAUGGGUCAAGAUGGCACAGUUUAUCGUAAAUUUAAAUAUGGACUUCUGGAGGAUGAUGGAGAAGAUGAACUGGAGUACGAUGAUGAAAGUUAUUCUUUUAGAUAACCUUUAGCUAUUGCAUAUGUAAAUUACUGAAAGAUCCUAAUGAAGAACUCUGUGUAAGCUCAGGCUACUACAUAAUGAAAUGAUUUAUUUACAUAUCUGCACCUGACAUGAUAAAAGUUCUCUUUGCCAUUUGGCAAGAGGGUAAGACAAUAAGUUUACUGAGUCCUUAUAUCAGGGAUCCCCAAUGUAGUGCCCAAGGGCACAAUUGUGCCCUCUGAACCUUUUCUGGUGCCCACCAAAUGUUAGAAAGUUGGCGGGCCAGGUGGGGCUUUUACAAAGCAUGACUUCUGAUUGGCCAUUGGAGUGUUGGUUGGCUGUGCAGGUUUCCACAGGACAAGGAUCUUCACUGUGUGAUUGAAGGAAAGCUGUAGCAGCCAUCUUCUCCAGCAGCUGUUUUGUGGCAGCCGUAUUGUUGUGCCCACCACACAGUAUCAGAACUCCAAAAGUGCCCACAGGCUCUAAAAGGUUGGGGACCCCUGCAUUAUAUAUACACCAAAAUAAGUUAGCACUUGGUAGCUGGUUAUCUGUAUCCACUGAGAAAUUGUACGAAUAGGAUGUCUUCCUUCUAUACCUCUGCUAUUAAAUUCAAUCAGUUCUAAUGGUCAUAAUUCCUGGGCUGAAUUAGAAGGCUAUAUACCUCUUGAAUUAAGGUCUCUUUCACUUUGUAUCCAUAUGCUGGACAAAAUGACUUGUCCUAUUUGCUUGUCAGGGCUUUAUCCGCUUUGCCAAUAGUCUACUUGUUUUGUAGGGCAUAGCAAUACAACAUUGAAAAUCCACUCUAAGCCUGCUUGCGGGAAGAGUGGACUAUAAAUAAAAUAAAAUAAAGUCUUGGGAUCAUCCAAUUGCUAGCAAUCAAAAGUUCUUUGAACAGAGGGAAGUAAAACAAACUAGCAUUCUCAGUCAUUCACAACUGAAAGAAGGCUCAAUGAAUCUCAUGCAGUGUGUGGACCAUAAGUGUGCACUUAUAGUCUUUUCUCUUCCUUUUGACUACUCUUUAGCUGUAUUUGGUUAUAGUUGGAUACCUUACAGCCUAUAUCUAUCACUCUGUCUUUUAGCAAAAGGAAAUCCACUUCUUUACUCAGAAGCACUUUCAAAUGGUUGGUUCACACAUGCAUAUGGAUAGUGCAGUGGUUGCAGUCAUCAUCAGUCUGCUUUACAGAUAAUCCCAGCAAAAUCCAUUUCAGACACAUUACUUUUGCAUGGAGGCAAUUCACGCAUUCAUUGAAGAAUCAUCAAGUGAGGACAUGUUGCCUGAUUAACCUACAUAUAUGAAUCAGUCCUAAAAGUCUUCUCAAUCUGUUAAAAAUAACCCACAGAAAUUAAGGAAGGCGGUUAUGUUUAAAUGCUAAACUUAAUUGGAAUGAGCCUUAGUAAUACUUUUUAUGGCUGUGUAUUUAUAGUUUGCCCUGUAACAGAGUUUAUUAGUAAUUUUUCUUUCCAGACUCCAUUUUCAUCCUCUAGUGUGCACCAAAAGUACUUUAAAAACCUUUAAGUUUGAAAGGUUUCUUUUUCUGGCAUUGAAGUGAAUUUCUCAUGAAAGUCACUGUGAUAUCAGUCAAGGUAGAAUGUUUUUGUUAUGUCCACAACCAACUGGAUGAACCAAAUAUAGAAUGUAUAAUUUUAAAUAUGAAAUUAGUUAUUUCUUUGUAAUGAUGUGUCUUCGUUAUUUGAUGGGGUAUAGACUUGUACAUUUCAUCUAGGGAAAAAUCAGAUUCAGAAAAUUAUCUCUGCUGAUUCCUUGAAAGAUUACAGAACAUGGAUUUUUUGGAAGUACAUAAAUGCUGGGGAAUUAACUAUUCAGCAUCUCUUAUUCUUUAUGGCUCAAGGUCAUGGGAAAGGGAGUAACACAGAUUACUCUAAAUCCAUA
Messenger RNA from Eublepharis macularius, 8893 nucleotides. It is a transcript of the gene PCSK5, whose product is annotated as proprotein convertase subtilisin/kexin type 5. Lineage: Eukaryota; Metazoa; Chordata; Lepidosauria; Squamata; Eublepharidae. The transcript is spliced from 38 exons. The coding region runs from base 1165 to 7026 and encodes 1953 amino acids. Gene Ontology annotation, cellular component: Golgi membrane; trans-Golgi network. The record is from RefSeq and is a predicted model, not a curated record. Gene Ontology annotation, biological process: peptide hormone processing. Gene Ontology annotation, molecular function: serine-type endopeptidase activity.